This is a messenger RNA of Nicotiana tabacum (common tobacco), 1314 nucleotides long. The record is from RefSeq and is a predicted model, not a curated record. NCBI's taxonomy places the organism in Eukaryota, Viridiplantae, Streptophyta, Magnoliopsida, Solanales, Solanaceae.
CAAAGAAAGAAAAAGCAAAGAGAUUUUCUAUGCAAAAAAUGGGUGCUAUUGGACUAUUUCUUGUCUCUCUGAUGAUUGCGUCAUGUUUACUGCCUAGCGUUUCAGCUGCAACCAGGCACUAUAAGUUUGAAAUCAAAAUGCAAAAUGUGACAAGAUUAUGCCACACCAAGAGUAUGGUGACAGUAAAUGGACAGUUCCCUGGACCUAGAAUUGUGGCAAGGGAAGGUGAUCGUCUUGAAAUUGAGGUGGUCAAUCAUGUUCAGAACAACAUCUCCAUCCAUUGGCAUGGAAUUAGACAGCUUCGUAGUGGAUGGGCAGAUGGACCAGCAUAUAUAACACAAUGUCCCAUUCAAACUGGCCAGAGUUAUGUCUAUAACUUCACUAUAAUUGGCCAAAGAGGAACAUUUUGGUGGCAUGCACAUAUUUCAUGGUUGAGAUCAACUGUUUAUGGUCCUAUAAUCAUUCUUCCUAAGAAAAAUACUCCUUAUCCAUUUGCCAAACCCUACAAAGAAAUUCCCAUCAUCUUUGGAGAAUGGUUCAAUACAGAUACUGAGGCCAUAAUUUCCCAAGCUUUGCAAACAGGUGGAGGUCCUAAUGUUUCUGAUGCCUAUACUAUCAAUGGACUUCCUGGCCCUUUGUACAAUUGUUCAGCCAAAGACAAAAAUUGCCAAGGACCUAAUGGCACAAAAUUCUCAGCUUCAAUUAACAAUGUAUCAUUUGUGCAACCUACAACUGCACUUCUCCAAUCUCAUUUCUUUGGACAAUCCAAGGGUGUAUACAAGCCUGAUUUUCCUUAUAGUCCUUUAAAUUGGUUUAACUACACUGGGAACCCUCCGAAUAACACCUCAGUUAAGAAGGAUACAAAACUUAUGGUUUUGCCAUUUAACACGAGCGUGGAGUUAGUGAUGCAAGACACAAGUAUUCUUGGUGCUGAAAGUCACCCUCUUCAUCUUCAUGGAUUUAACUUCUUUGUCGUUGGCCAAGGGUUUGGGAAUUUUGACCGCAAUAAGGAUCCAGCAAAUUUCAACCUUGUUGAUCCUAUUGAGAGGAACACUGUGGGUGUCCCUUCUGGUGGUUGGGUUGCUAUUCGAUUUCUAGCAGACAAUCCAGGAGUAUGGUUUAUGCAUUGUCACCUGGAAAUUCACACGAGCUGGGGACUGAAAAUGGCAUGGUUGGUUUUAGAUGGAAAACUUCCCAAUCAGAAGCUACCUCCUCCCCCAAAAGACCUCCCCAAGUGUUGAGAAUUUUGGUUCAAUUUUUGUACCUCUUAUUUUUUGCUUGAUCGUUGAUCUUUCCUCAUUUUGCUUAUGUAGC